Trichogramma pretiosum is the source of this 1279-nucleotide messenger RNA. Its product is annotated as cell growth-regulating nucleolar protein. Gene Ontology annotation, cellular component: nucleolus. Gene Ontology annotation, molecular function: DNA binding. The record is from RefSeq and is a predicted model, not a curated record. Gene Ontology annotation, biological process: rRNA processing; negative regulation of transcription by RNA polymerase II. The transcript is spliced from 4 exons. Bases 192 to 1178 code for a protein of 328 amino acids. NCBI's taxonomy places the organism in Eukaryota, Metazoa, Arthropoda, Insecta, Hymenoptera, Trichogrammatidae.
ACCAUAUCGUAUAGUGUAGCCCGUAAGGCACAUGUUUGAUUUCUAGCAUAAUAUUUCAUUUGGUGCUCAGAAAGGCACGUGUUCCUUGAGUAACAAUAACAAUUUUUGACUAUACAACCAUUCGUUAAUGUCAAUUACUUCAAGUUGUUGUGUUUGAUAGAUUUUGUUUCUGCUCAUAAUUUGCUUUCAUAAUGGUUGUCUUUACUUGUAAUCAUUGUGGAGAUUCUUUACAAAAACCCAAGGUUGCCAAGCACUAUCAAUUUGCUUGCCGCAAAGGCAUAUUUCUUACCUGUGUCGACUGUCAUAAAGAUUUUUAUGAAGAUGAGUACACUGCACAUACAAAGUGUAUUACAGAAAAUCAACGUUAUGGUGGAAAAGAUUAUGUUGAAAAACCUAGUUGCAAUAAAGGAGAAAGAAAACAGCAAGCGUGGUUAGAAAUUGUACAUAAUGUGCUAACGAAUACUCCUAAUCUCUCAGGACCUGAAAGAAAUUUUUUGAAUUCCAUUUCAAAACAUGAAAAUCUACCUAGGAAGAAACCAAAAUUUUUAAAUUUUAUUCGUAGUGCAUUUGGUAAUCGUUUUAAUAUGGCAGUUGUUGACUCAACAUGGACUAAAAUGGAAAAUGCAUUUAAAGAAGCAACAGCUGAAAAGACUGUAACUUCACAACAAAAUAAUGGUGCGCAAAUCCAAGAAGAUAAACAAGACAAAGUAGAGAACUCCAAAGAUAAAGAUAACAAAAAAGAGAAAAAAGAAAAUAAAAUACUUGCGACUGAAAAUGACAAUACUGAGUUAUCUCAAAUCAGUAACGGAGUUGAAAGUGAAAAUGUAAAUGAAGUUGAAAAAGAGAGUAAGAAGAAAAAUAAAUCUAAAAAGAGAGUGCUAGAAAAUAAUGAAAAUGAAAAUAGUGAGCCAUUGAAAAAGAAAAAAUUAGAAAAGGAGGCUGAAAAUAUUUCUGUGAAUGAAAAUGACAAAUUUAGUUGGAAAAAUAGCAUUUUAGAAAUAUUAACAGCUAAAGGUGAAAUUACCAAAAAAAAACUAAAAAAGAAAGUGAUUGCUCUUUAUUUAGAACAAUUUCCAGAUGCUACAAGUGAAUCAGCAGACUCUAAAUUUGAAAAAAAACUCAGUAAAGUGUCAGGUAUUUCAAUUGCAGACAAAAAAGUUACUUUAACAGAAGUAUAACUUAUCAUAUUAAUUAUAUUAAUUAUACACUCCAACAUCGAGAAUAAAAAUCCAUAUACAAAAUAAUUUCUACCUUAUAAAUAAAAGGUAUUUUUAUAAAA